This is a messenger RNA of Aureobasidium pullulans EXF-150, 1515 nucleotides long. RefSeq lists its product as uncharacterized. The transcript has a single exon. The record is from RefSeq and is a predicted model, not a curated record. Bases 1 to 1515 code for a protein of 504 amino acids. Lineage: Eukaryota; Fungi; Ascomycota; Dothideomycetes; Dothideales; Saccotheciaceae.
AUGCUCGAAAUGCAAUCGGGCGAGAUGACCAAAACUUAUCAUAAAUCCAGGAAGAAUAAGUAUAAUAAGACCAGUGCCGCUUCCCAAGUCCUCGGAAGCCCUGAACUUCUUGGACUCGUCUUCGAGAAACUUGCAAAAAAGAGACGCUACAGGUCGUGUCUAGUAAAUGCAGCGCGUGUCAACAGCCUCUGGUUCGAAGUCGCAAUCUCAGCGCUCUGGGGUGGAGGUCAUCAAACAGCGUCUCCAGCAUAUGCUCUUGCUAGUGUCGCACGCGCUAGACGUCAACUAUAUGCCUCUAAUCUGAGGUAUCUUAAUUUCGGUGGUAACAAGGAUGCUACAGUUCAUGCUCUAAACGAUGGAUUGAGCUUUCCCAGAUUGAAAGAACUCACACUUAACAAUUAUGGACCCUCGGGCGAUGGACAGCGCUGUCCAACAUCGCAAUACAUACAACGAGCUCUUGAGAGCAUUAAGAUAAGUAAUUGGAACGAGCAUUUGGACGACGCGUUUCUUGCCAACGUCGUUCAAAGCUGCCCUAACCUAAGGACAGUCGACUUUGAUCACACCGGGAAACGUCUGUCAGCAAAGUCUCUGAGUAACUUUUUCUCGGCCACCCAGAACCUGACCGACAUCUCACUCAACCUGGAUGUUAAUGACGAGGACCUUCCCCUUAUCAACGCUGACAUGCUGCUCCACAUUUCCGCGUUCAACGGUCUUGAGAAGCUGUCGAUUGAGAAUCGCAUUGUCGAAGCAGAUGCAUUUGACAAGGUCCGUAGUGUCAACUCACGGCCGUUCCCAGCACUACGACAGCUUCGGCUGUGCGGCAGGUCCUCUGUGAUCAGCUCUGCGGCCUGUCUUGUUGCUGAUCUCAGAGAACUGACUAUAACGCUGCUUGAAGCAGAAGUCUCAUUCAUCAGCAACCUACUUGCAAUACCAGCCUUGGUCAAACUGGAGAUGUGUGCAACGGCCGACUCAUUAGUCAAGAAAGAGGAUUUCCUCGCCUUGAGGUCCUUUCACAACUUAGAAGAGUUGAGAUUCGGAGACCAAUCUAGCGGCUCGUGGAGUUUGGGAGGCGAACCGCUCACGGAGUCUGAAUUCGCUCAUUUUUGUUCUGGUCUACCUCUGUUGAAGAUUUUCAGUGUUGGGAUGGAAAUGGAAGAUUAUCCUCCAAUGUCUUUCUUUCCGGUCCUAGCAGAACAUUGGAAGAGCCUGGAAUUCUUGGAUCUCUUCUUCACGACCCAUGAUCUCCAGCAGCUUGCUUAUAUGCCCGCGCCCAUGUUCCCCAACUUACUCUGGUGGGAGAUGAUUUCCGGAUAUGAUCGAGGUGUUCCGCAAACACUUACGGCUGUCCAAGUCGGUAGACUCAUUGAUAAUCAUGCACCUCGACUGAAGGAACUCGAUUUCUGUGAGGAUCAGAAGAAAGACCAUGAAAUAAAGCAAGCAUGGAUGGAUGUGCGAGGAUUCACCUUUAGGGACCACAACCCAUUAAACUUUCUUAUGAACCACUACAGAAUGUGA